CGCUAGUGUUGAGUUAUCGAUCUUGUCGGUGAAAUAGACACACUGACACUCCACGAGUUUACGUAAGGAGUAGUAAGGAGGGUGAAACAUGUCGAUCCAGAGUUUCUUUUACAACGCGAUCUUCAAGCGAACGUCGACGUUCAUGCUUGCCAUCGUUGGAGGCUCUUUCUUCUUUGAGAGAGCAAUCGAUGUUGCCAGUGAUACGAUUUUUGAGAGUUACAAUAAAGGCAAAUUAUGGAAGGACAUCAAACAUAAGUACGAGACAUGAUGAGGCACCAGCCUGAGUACGUCACCGCCUUAGGAACCUAGGAAAAUCAUAAAUUAAAUACCCAAAAUUCUCCAAAUGUCACUCUCAAUGCGCAAUUAUGUAAAUAAAAACACGGUGUGCAUGUGAAUAACAAAUGCAACCUUGAUUCGAAACUUAUCCUCAUUUAAUCUUCAUUUGUAUUCCAAUUCAAUAAAAGCCAGCAGAGCAAUAGAAUCCA
Diachasma alloeum is the source of this 485-nucleotide messenger RNA. It is a transcript of the gene ox, whose product is annotated as cytochrome b-c1 complex subunit 9. NCBI's taxonomy places the organism in Eukaryota, Metazoa, Arthropoda, Insecta, Hymenoptera, Braconidae. The transcript is spliced from 3 exons. The record is from RefSeq and is a predicted model, not a curated record. The coding region runs from base 89 to 268 and encodes 59 amino acids. Gene Ontology annotation, biological process: mitochondrial electron transport, ubiquinol to cytochrome c.